AGCAGCCGCCUCGGGCCCGGAAGUCUCUGCAGGCAGGCCGAUCCUAACUCGUCGCGCCCUGGCCUCAUCGCAGAAUUGACCUGGCAGGCAGCCACUGCAUGCCCAUGGCCGACGCUCGCCGACAGGCGCCGUCGCCCCUUAACGAUCUCCUCGCGGCCGACGCCCGCGCGACCGAGUAUGGCCGCGCCUCCGCCGACGAGGUGCUUGACGGCGUGCGCGAGCUGCUUCGCGGCCAGCGCCGGCUGGAGCAGACGAUGGCCAGCCUCGCGCAGGUCCCCGUCGGGACGCCCACUCCGACAGAGGGCACCGUGAAGGGAACGCCCAGUGCGGCAGAGGACUGUUGUUUCCUCCAUGCCAGCGAGGGCGCAGAGAUUUGGCAGAUGCGGAGCAGUUACGAGCAGCCGUGGACACCGGUGACAAGCGGCGUACCGUUUCAAGACAGCACUUGCUUCGGGCCAUUGGUGGGCAUGGGCGGCUUCGACUCGCACACUUCUGAGAACCAGCUUUGGCUGGAUCGGGUCGAGGUCCGAGAGGAAUUGGUGGAUUGCGGCAGCGUCGAGCAGCUCACCAGGGAGUGUUCCAAAGAGUCGGCCACUCUCCGGCUUCGUUCUAUGCGUUCCCCCAGUUCCAGCAACAUACUGGUGAACUUUACGGAUGGGUCACCCCGCAACCAGCAUCCGAUUCGGCCACGGAGAUGGACAAUGCAGCACCCGACGAGCCCCCCGCGAAGCAUAGCGGAGCUCAGGCAUGCUGUGCUCAAACGGCUCACUUGGAGACGGUUCUCCAAGUGCUCCGUGGUGUCGCCAGCUUCGACUGCGCGUGCGUGGGUCGACGGUCUGAGCUUGAUCGUGCUUGGGUACAAUUUGUCGAGCAUCCCGUACUUUCUCGCAUUCGAUGUCGACGAGGGAUCCAACCCAUGGGUGGUAUUGGAAGGUGUGUCGCUUGUGUUUUGGUUCGUCGACAUGCUGAUGAAUUUCAGGACUGGCUAUUACGAGGAUGGGCACCUCCACAUGCGUCCUGGAAGGAUCGCUCGCAAUUACUUGCGGGGCAGCUUCUUCUUGGACUUCUUCACGCUGACGGCGCUCACUGGGUCGCUCCUCAACAUUGGCAAGUUCGCCGCCAUUCUCGUCUGGAUCAACCACACGAUCGCUUGCUUCUGGUGCUUCCUGGGGCGGGAGGACGCUGUGUCCGACACGGGCUACACCUGGAUGAAUUUGGCAGGUGCGACGGGGGAAGGCCCCACGUACUCCGCAUACGGGGUGUCGUACCAGUACACUACGGCGUUUCAUUGGAGCCUGACUCAGAUGACGCCCGGCUCCAUGCAGGUCGUCCCAGUGAACAGCGUGGAGAGGAUUUUCAACAUCUGCUGCCUCAUGGGUGGCCUGAUGGUAUUUUCCACCCUGGUUUCGGCGAUCUCUGCGAGCGUGGCGCAGUUGAAGAUCGACAUGCAGGGACACAGCCGGGAGAUGGGGAGGCUCUCCGCGUUCUUGCACAGGUCGCACAUUCACCCAGAGAUCAGGAUGCAAGUGUGCAAGCAGGUGAAAGUGAAGUUGAUGCACCGACGCCCGCUAGUGGUCAAGGACCUACAGUCGCCAGGGGUGCUCGACAUGCUCUCAUUGUCCCUGCGACACACGCUCCAGCUGCAGCUCUGCAACCCACACUUCUUGGAGCACCCUCUGCUCAAUUUUUGCUCCAACACUGAUAUAGCGAUGUGGGAGGAGAUUUGCAUGACCUGCGCAAACUUCUCAGUGCUGGUGAAGGGGGACAAUCUGUUCGUCUUCGGGGCCAAGGCGGAGGGGAUGUACUUCGUCGUGCACGGCCCCCUGUUGUACGACCUGGACGACAGCUUCCGCACGCGGGUCUCCAAGGAGGCAGAGACUGGAGCGUGGCUCUCGGAGGCGCUGUGA
This is a messenger RNA of Prorocentrum cordatum, 1907 nucleotides long. The record is from the annotation of a GenBank genome assembly. Lineage: Eukaryota; Dinophyceae; Prorocentrales; Prorocentraceae.